CCGUUAGUUUGGAACCAUCUCUCGACAAUGGCACAAGCAUCGGUGAAGGACUACGAGAAACGCGCCUUCGAAAUCAUCCCGCGCAAUGCGCUGGACUACUAUCGAAGCGGGGCGGGCGACGAGCUGUCUCUGCGCCUGAAUCGCAGUUGUUUCGAUCGACUGCGCAUUCGACCGCGCGUACUGAGAAGUGCGGAACAACGUGAUCUAUCGGUGAGUUUGUUUGGCGAUCGUUUCUCGAUGCCCAUCGGAAUCGCACCAACGGCGAUGCAGCGGAUGGCUCACCCGGACGGAGAGGUGGCUAAUGCCAAGGCAGCUGCAAGCCGGGGGGUUGCGUUCACGCUGAGUACGAUCGCUACCAGUUCGAUGGAGCAGGUAGCUACCGGGGCGCCCGGGUCUCCUAAGUGGUUCCAGCUUUACAUCUAUCGCGAUCGGAAACUGACCGAGAGCUUGGUUAGGCGGGCAGAAAAAGCCGGAUUCAAAGCCAUCGUUCUGACCGUAGAUGCUCCUGUGUUUGGAUUGAGGAGAGCCGAUAUGAGGAACAAGUUUUCGCUUCCACCGCAUCUGAUUCUAGCUAACUUUGAAGGUCAUCUGGCUACCGGAGUACAAAGUCACGGUGGUUCCGGAAUCAACGAAUACAUAAAGGAGCAGUUAGAUCCGACUCUUUCCUGGGACGAUGUGAAAUGGUUGGCCAAUUUCACUAAACUUCCGGUAAUAGUUAAAGGGAUUCUGACCAAAGAGGAUGCAAUCCUUGCGGCUGACAUUGGCGUCAAAGGAAUCUGGGUGUCAAACCACGGGGCCAGACAGCUGGAUUCAGUUCCGGCCUCGAUUGAAGCUCUUCCGGAGAUAGUGAAAGCGGUCGGUGACCGAACGACCGUCGUUAUCGACGGAGGGAUAACGCAAGGAACGGAUGUAUUCAAAGCCAUUGCCCUUGGUGCAAAAAUGGUGUUGUUUGGAAGGCCGGCAUUGUGGGGUUUGGCUGUUAAUGGGCAGCAAGGUGUGGAACAUAUUUUGGAUUUGCUAAGAAAAGAGUUGGAUAUUACAAUGUUGUUGGCAGGCUGUCAAUCUAUUAAAGACAUUACGAUCGAUCAUGUUGUUCAUGAAUCACUUUACGCUAAGCUGUAAAUGUUUCUAAAACAUAGAUUAAUGAGCUGAAAUGUAACUAGUAUUAAUGUGACAAAUGUUAUCAAAUUAAAUCGGCAUGAUAUGCUUCAAAUAUAUACUUCACCCAGAAAACAA
Messenger RNA from Armigeres subalbatus, 1236 nucleotides. RefSeq lists its product as uncharacterized. The record is from RefSeq and is a predicted model, not a curated record. Gene Ontology annotation, molecular function: oxidoreductase activity; FMN binding. The transcript is spliced from 3 exons. The coding region runs from base 28 to 1122 and encodes 364 amino acids. NCBI's taxonomy places the organism in Eukaryota, Metazoa, Arthropoda, Insecta, Diptera, Culicidae.